Molecule: messenger RNA, 7223 nt
Organism: Schistosoma turkestanicum
Lineage: Eukaryota; Metazoa; Platyhelminthes; Trematoda; Strigeidida; Schistosomatidae
Source: the annotation of a GenBank genome assembly
UUCGCAUUCGAAUAAUCUAGGCAUGUUGAGUAAUAAGGAGCAAGUUGACAGACAUGUCUUUCAUCUCCUUGCUAAAUGCUGUAAUGUGAAUGAGAGGAAAUCGAAAGCUCUUGAGAUAGCCAAACUUUACUAUGGUGUCAGUGAAUUCGCGACUGCUAAGAGUUAUGUUGAAGGGUAUUUAGAGUUGAGGCCAGAUUCUAUACCUGCCUAUUCUCUUUUGGCGAAAAUACAAGAAGAUUUAGAUGAUUUACCGGGGGCUCUGGCAACCUACAGAUCUCUUCGGAAGUUGACCGAUCUCGACAAAAACACUGCAUUGCGUGCUUGUUUCUUGGCCCAUGAGUCGCAAGAUUUGUCGGAAGUUCAGUUCUGGUCUGAUAUAGCACAAGACAUGUUUCCUUCUGAAAAAAUAGCGUUUCUGUUAAAAGAAAAGGUCUUGUCAUGUGGCGAAAGGGUCCCGGAGUUGUUAAAACUUCUGCAAUCUCACUUGGAGAAAGAUGAGAGUGAUUCCGAAGUUUGUAUUCGUCUAACAAACUUGCUUUACAAGUCGGGGUCUAUUAUGAAUGCAUUUUCACGCUGCUUGCAUUGCAUCAAUUGUGGGUGGCAUUUCGGUACUGCUAGCUGGUUCCACAACUGCCUGAAUCUUCUUGAACCUGCAAAACUUUCCGAUUCUAAAACUAAAUUACCUAUGGAGUCGUUGCAUUUGGUUCGUGUGGUUUGUUUGAUGGAGUUGCUACGUGUGACUUCGCAAACCUCCUGUUUGUCAGAUAUGUAUCGACUACUCAUCCAACUAGAAGCAGUUUCUAGUGAACUUAGUAGAUUGCAUUCUAAAAGUUUAAAGGCUCUUCAUGGAUUUUCUGUUAUUUGGCUGAAUUUCUAUGGUGGCGUCUACGCUCAACGACGUUGUAUAAAUGAAUUUACUCAGUCUUCAGAUUAUUCACACUUUCUCCUCACAUUCCACUUUUAUCAACGUGUAACCAAUCUUCAACGACCUGAUGUUACCACUGGAUCGUCUAAUCUUUCUGCUUCGCUUAGAAAUCAUCUACGUCGAGAAUGUUUCUCAAUUUGUACUCAGGCUAACUAUCUGGUUCACUUGUUUUCAGCCUUACUUGAAAAAACGAAAUUUACUAAGGAAAAGGCGACUAAUUUAAACUCGUUAACAUGGAAGGAGCUAAUUAGUUUGACUGAUCGCGUUUUAUUAUCGGGAGAUUGUAUAUUAGACACAUACAAUUUUGACACAAUUGACCAGACAGAAUCUAGUGUUUUUGGAGUACAAGAUUUCACUGAAGAUUAUCUAACAUCUCCGGAUUGUUUAAAUCUUAUCAUGUGGAUUUGUGCUCAACAGUUAUCCUCUGCUAAUGUCAAUGACAAGGAUUUUACUCUCAAUAUGCCUAGGCUAGAAUUUCUGCUUAAAUUGGUCAAAAAACUAUUUCCUAAGUUGGAAUUCUCUUGUUCGUCACCUGUUUUUGGUUCACCUACUGACCGUCAGUGUAAUACAAAUGCAGCUAUUGACCAACUUUGUCAUAUCGACAUAAUUUGUUUUCUGAUCACAUGUUUUCUUCAUAUUUCUAUACGAAGUCUUUCCAAAACAAAUUCAGAUUAUACAAAAUCUCUUAGUUCACAAUUAGAAUUUAAAUGGACCAUGGAAGGUAUCGGACUUGAUUUCCUGUUCCUUCCUUUGUGUUUAAUACCUACUGUACAACUUGCAACUUCUACACAACGUUCGUGGUGGUCAUUACUUGUCAAGAAUACAUUACAAUCUAGUUCGCAAAACAAGUUGGACGACGAAAAUCAUGCAUUUCUUCAGUGUGGUUUAAAUCAGCUACGACUUUUACUCCAUCCUACUCGUUGUCUAAAUCACGAAGGUGGUAUUAUGAGUCCACCUCUCCUGUUUCGAGUUGCUCAAAGUCUCACUAGUUUAAUGAAUUAUUGUUCGUGCAAUCGAUUGAAAACAUUCGAGCAAUGGCCUUUACAUUAUUGGUUAUUUGCUUUGAAAAAUCAUAUGUUAGGUUGUUCUGCUGAACAAAACACUCCAAUAAUUCAAUCAAACAAUGCUUCAUUUUGUUCAGGUUAUGAAAAAUCUGGUACAAAUCGUUGUUAUUAUAGCCCUAUGAUUCAUCGAAAUAUGAAUAUUCAAUCUUCUAACAAGUCACAACAUAUCGGUUCUCAUAUUCUAUUCUUAUUAUCAUCAUCAUCAUCAUCAAAUUAUAAUAGUUGGUGUGGUGUUCUUUUAAAUAAUAAUAAUAAUAAUAAUAAUAAUCAUUCCAAUGAUGAUAUUUCAUCUUUAUGUCAACAAUGGUGUAAACAAGGUUGGUUAUGGUGUUUCACUACUAUGAUUGGCAAUCAUUAUCAAAACAAUCAACACAAAUUAUUAUUCAGUGAUCAUGAUAAACAACAUGUCCGAUUGCUUAAUUAUUUAAAAAUUCAUUAUCCAUUCAUAUGUGAUGAUGAUGAUGAUGAUGUUGAAACAGCUUGUACACGUUUUAUUGAAUUGAAUGAAUCAAAUGAUGAAUUGAAUAGUAGUUUUACAAAUGAACAACAACCUUCUAAUCAACCAUUAAAUCAGAAUUAUUUUUCAAUGUCACAAAAUACCACUUAUCCUAAUGCUUAUAAUAAUAAUAAUAAUAAUAAUAAUAAUAAUAAUAAUAAUAAUAAUAAUAAUAGUAAUUCUUCGAUUCCAUCCAUUCUAAGCAAUUCAGAUACAAAAUUAACUACCCCAGUCUCUCCUGUCAUGCAAAUCACAACGAUGAACAGUUCACAUGCCAAUUCAUAUUCGGUUACAAUGAACAAGAACGAGAACAAUAACAACAGUGUACAGGGGAAUACAAUAAACCACACCAAUCACUUGAAAACUUCAUUAACAAGUCCAGCAUCAACUUCAUCAGCUCAUACUCCUAUUCGUUCAGCGCACCAACUAGCAGAAAAUCCUAGUCCUCAUCAUCAUAAUCAUCAUCAAUAUGUUAGCUCAAUUGUUUCUUGUUCAUUAACGGAAUUUUGCAAAUCAUUACAAAAUGCUACUGAUUCUUCUAUUGAUCAAAAUGACAAUGAAGUAAUCAUCACAAAAACAUCUAAUCAUCCUCAUCAGGAUUCUUGUCUAACUAAUCUAAUCAGUGUUUGGCAAACAUUAGUCAGUGGUCUAUCAUGUCAACUGGCUGAAACUAAAGCUGAACUUACACGUAGUCGUGAAUUGAAUGAACGCUUAUCGAAACAAUUAGAUGAGACUAGUAAACAAUUAUCGGAUGCAGUUAAUCGAUUUAUUGAAUUUGAAAAUAAUUAUCGAGAAAAGUCUUUUUUAAAUAAUAAUAAUAAUAAUGCAUUAACCAGUACAUCAUCAUUCGAAGCAAGCAUCUGUAUGAUGGAGACACCAAUUCGAGAAUUUCGCAGUGCUGUGAAUGAACUUCGUUAUUGGCUACCAGAAGGUAUGGCAGCUGCGGCGUGUGCUGCUGUUAAAACACUCUUAGCAACAACAACAACAACAUCUGUUCAAGCUCCCGUACCAUUAUUUGGUGGUCAACUUCACUUAUCAUCAUCAUCGUCUGGUCAUGCAGAUCUAUUGAUGAUGCAAUCAAAUAAUUCUGCUGUUCAAGAAAGACCAAAUCUUAACACUGUUAUUCUAUCACCUAAAUCAAAAGAUAAAUAUGUAGAUCAAUCUCCUGAAGCAUAUGAACCAAAUGUUCAUUUUACACCGGUCUUAGAAACACUUCCAGAUCUUGUUGAAUUGAAAAAUGAAGAAGAAAAUGAACAACGUCUAUUUUGUGAACGUGCUCGUCUAUAUCAUUGGGAUAAGUUAAGUGAAAGUUGGAAAACUCGCGGUGUUGGUGAUGCUAAAAUUUUGAAGAAUUUAAAAACUGGCAAAUGUCGUUUAAUUAUGAGACGUGAUGAGGUGAAAAAAUUAUGCCUUAAUCAUUUUAUUAAUUCUUCAAUCAAAUUAACUCCUUCAACAAAAGAUCGAAAAUUAGCUAUGUGGGCAGUGAAAGAUUAUUCUGAAUCAAUGGAAGGUAUUAAUGAAUUAUUUAUGAUACAAUUUAAAUCACCUGAAAUACUUGAUAAUUUUAGUCGAAUCUUCACAGAGUACACAACAACAGAAUCGAAUGCAACCAUAAUAAAGACAAUGUCCGAUAAUGUCAAUAAUAAUAAUAAUAAUAAUAAUAAUAAUAAUAAUAAUAAUAAUAAUAAAUUGUCAUUUAUGAAUAAUGAUACUACGGUUAGUAUUACUACUACUAAUACUACUACUAAUAGUACUACUACUAAUACUACUACUACUAGUAGUAGUAGUAGUAGCAUUCAAUUAACGGUGAAUAAUAAUUCAAAACCAUCAAAAUUAGAUGAAUCUAAAAAUACAACUCAACCAAUCAAAUCUACAUCAAAUACGUCAUCAUCAUUGUCAAAGUUUGCGCCUAAACAAGGUUCAUGGGAAUGUUCCACUUGUUUAUUGUAUAAUGAUUCAUCGAAGAUUGUAUGUGUUGCAUGUAACAGUAGUAAACCGGGUUCUACUACGGUGGAACAUAAAAAUGUUACUCAAAAGUCUACUGUUUCAACAACAUCAUCAUCAUCAUUGCUAUUUGGUGGUAGUAUUUUACAAAAUACUGGUAGUGGUGUUGGUGGUGGUGGUUUUGUAUUUGGAAAUGCAAAAAUUACAGAAUCCGCAAUGAGUACUACUACUACUUCUACUGCUACUGCUACUACCAAUACAAAUGCUGUGAAUACAACAACAGUUUCUUCUUCUAUUAAAGCUACAAUUACAUCGACAAUAACAACAACAACAUCAACUGCUUAUAAACCUAUAUUUAGUUUUGUAGCUACUACUACUACUACUACUACUACUAGUUCACCAAAUAAACAAUUUACAAAUGUAUUAUUUCCUUCUCUAUCAACGUUGACAUCGACAACAACAGCAUCAUGUCAGUUACCAGUAGUGACGAAUUCAUUCAUUUUCACGUCUUCUUCUUCUCCUUCUUCUACAACUACUACUACUACUACUUCUUCUAUAUUUAAACCAUCUAUUCUUAAUACAUUUUCUACGCCACCACCCAUAACAACAUCCAACACAUUGUCAACGAAUAAUAAUAAUAAUAAUAACAAUAAUAAUAGUAGUACUGUUGGAUUUACAUUUUCAUUUGGUGAUACACUAUCAAAAUUCAAUGAAUUGAAUAGAUCAUCCACAACAACAACAACAACAACUACUGGUGUUGUUGUCACACCAUCUCAUCGUGAUGAGAAUAAUGAUGAGAAUGACGAUGAUGAUGAUAAAGUAGAAUUAUUGGAUGAUUCUAAAUUAACAUUUAAACCAGUCUUAGAAGUGAUGCCACAAAAAAUUGAAAUUUUCACUGGUGAAGAAAAUGAUGAAGUGAUAUUUUGUCGUCGUGCUAAACUUUAUCGUUGGGAUCAUAAUACAUGGCAUGAACGUGGUAUUGGUGAUUUAAAAUUGCUACGUUCUACAAUGACUGGUGUAAUUCGAUGCUUGAUGCGUCGUGAUCAUGUAUUAAAAGUUUGUUGUAAUCAUGUGAUUGGUGUUGGUAUGCAUUUGAAACCAAUGAAUACCGGUGGUGGUCGAGCUUGGAGUUGGUGGGCUAUUGAUUAUUCUGAACAAUUAGAUGAAACUAAUAGUAGUCAAACAACUGAGACUGAGUCGUCAGAUUUAGUUGCUGGUGGUAGACGUGAAACAUUUGCAGCUCGUUUUAAACUUACUGAACAUAGUGAGGAGUUUCGUGCAGUUUUUGAAGAAGCUGUUCAAGCAGCUGAAAAUCGUGUCAACAAUACUUCACAAUCUAAUGAAAUAAUAAAGGAGGUGGAUCUAGAUCGAACUAGUGAGGAUACGGACUCUGAUGUAGUUGUUGUUGAUAUUCCUUUACAGGUAUCAGACGAUCAAUUAUCCAGGGCACGUAAAUUGAAAUUACCUGAUGAAUUUUAUAGUUAUGAAAAUGGUCAUGUGACUGGUGAAUCAGAGCAUCUUACAUCACGUGAGGAGGCAGAAGAAGAUGCACUAUUAGAAGCUGCUGUGAAAGGUAACAAAGGUACUGGUACAACGCUGGCGACGACAACAACACCAACAACUCCCACCACUAAAGACUAUUCGAAUAAUGAUUCUACGUCGAAACUCACACCGACUUCCAAACCACAAAAUGUAACUACUGAGGCUCAGUGCACAAAAGAAGAUACAGCUACUUCAUCAUCAUCCAUGUACAUCCCACAAGGUAAAGGUCUACUUAGUUUUUCAACAUUGAUUAAUGCUGCUGCCUCUAAAGACAGUCCUCCAACAUGGGGUUCACCAUCUAAUAAUAAUAAUAAUCCUCCAACAUGGAGUAAUAUGGGUGCACAGUUGUUUGCUAAACCUGCCAAAGUAACCACUGAACAAGAUGAUGAAGAUUCAACUAGUACAGAACAUGAUCCACAUUAUGAACCGAUUGUUUCAUUGCCAAAACUUGUUGAGACUAAGACUGGUGAAGAAGAGGAGCUUUGCAUUUUCCUUCGACGUUGUCGUGCCUAUCGUUAUGUGGAUAAUGCUUGGAAAGAACGUGGUGUCGGUGAAAUAAAAGUUCUUGUACGACCUCGUACUAUGCCUGCAGAUGCUGCACAUUUUGGACCACGUCAAAUUGUUCCACUAGAAUAUCAAUUAACCAAUAUUGGUCGAGCACGUAUUCUAAUGCGUCGUGAUCAAGUUUUGAAAUUGUGCUUAAAUCAUCCUAUUAGUCAUGAAUUUCCAGUGUUGAAACCAAUGGGUAACACGCCAAACGGUAAUAGUCUAUGUUGGGUUGGUGAAGACUAUAGUGAAGGUUCAGCUAGUAAAGAAACAUUAGCUGUUCGAUUUAAAUCUGAUCACGAUGCUGAAGAGUUUAAAGCUGCAGUUGCACGAGCACAAUCAGCUCUCAAUAACUCAUGAUUUUAAUCAGCAUUACGUUCUGCUGCUGCUGCUUCUUCUUCUUGGAUGAAUUCUUUUACGUGAAUUAGUUUUUCAUUCAGUAAUUCAUCAUUCAGUUAGUUGUUGUUAUUCAUGGAACUAAUCAUCUUAAGCUUGCCUAUGCAAUCAUUUGUUUGUGUGUUUGUGCGUAUGUGUGUAUAUCUUAUAUGUGAGUGAUGCUAUUGUCUCUUUCUCAUUCGUUCGUUCACUCUUUCUCAAGGUCACACAAAAAUACAAUGUUUUAUUUGAUUGAAUACUAUUUACAAGAUAACAUAACAUAACAUAACAUAACUGGUCAUAUGUAAUCAUAAAAAUAAUAAUAAUAAUA